AAUAUUAUGCCAUUUCAGGCUUGUGCCUUUCCCCCCUCGGGACUUCCCGUGGACAUCCCUGCAGCAGUGAGGCUGAGUCCUGGCUUUGGGUGCAUGUUAAGAAAUACUAAUCAAAACGAAUGGGUGCCUUUCAAGAGAAAAAAAUUGUGGGAACUUCAACCUUUAAAAACCACGCCAUGCUUUAAAAACGUAAAACUCUAUUUCGGCCGAACGCUGAGCAUUUCUUCAAAUCACUAUGAGAAGCUUGAAUGUCUUUAAAUUCACCGGUCUGUAAAACGUAACGCGUCUCUCCCUCACCCCACAUUAUAAGUUUCCAAAGAGCGGAAGAAGGGGCUCCGGGGGUCCCGGCCCCAGGCUGCUAGGGGCUGACGGCAGGACUCGGCCUCCGUCCGACUCGAGGGUGUCGCGAAGGCCGGGAGGGAACGAAAGUUACCCUCGAACUUCGGAGGCGAAAGAGUCCAUGUGGACCUUAAAAAGGGCAAAACCUACCCUAAAGGACGUAAACCGCCCUCCCCUUCCCCGCCAGAGAACUUCCCGGCGUAGAGCUUCCGCAGCCUGCCGCAAGCCGGGAGGCCUUCACGCUCACGCGCUCUCCGCCACACACCGGAACUGCGCGGCCACGUCCGCGGGGACCCUGGCCAUGCCCCGCGCCGCCACCCGGCCCCAGGCGAUCUACGGGCCCCACGCGCCUGCAGUCGGCGCUGCUUCUGCGUGGGAGGAUCCGGCGGAAGGGGCGGGGUCAGGCGGCACUUCCGUGACUUCGGGAGGGGAGGUCACAAAUCACAUUGAGCCAAAACGCAUACAGUGUUUUCUUCAGUUACAAAUAAAAUGAAUAUGCCCAUGCUGCUACCACAUCCUCACCAGCAUUUCCUAAAAGGCCUUUUAAGGGCACCUUUCCGAUGUUACCACUUCAUCUUUCACUCAAGUACUCAUCUCGGAUCAGGAAUCCCAUGUGCUCAGCCGUUUAAUUCUCUUGGACUCCAUUGUACAAAGUGGAUGCUGCUGUCAAAUGGUUUAAAGAGAAAAUUAUGUGUACAAACAACCUUAAAGGACCACACAGAAGGACUUUCUGAUAAAGAGCAAAGAUUUGUGGAUAAACUUUAUAGUGGUUUAAUCCAAGGGCAAAGGGCCUGUUUAGCAGAGGCCAUAACUCUUGUAGAAUCAACUCACAGCAGGAAAAAGGAGUUAGCCCAGGUGCUUCUUCAGAAAGUAUUACUUUACCACAGAGAACAAGAACAAUCAAAUAGAGGAAAACCACUAGCAUUUCGAGUAGGGUUGUCUGGGCCCCCUGGUGCUGGAAAAUCAACAUUUAUAGAAUAUUUUGGAAAAAUGCUUACUGAGAGAGGGCACAAAUUAUCUGUGCUGGCUGUGGACCCUUCUUCUUGUACUAGUGGUGGCUCACUUUUAGGUGAUAAAACCCGAAUGACUGAGUUAUCAAGAGAUAUGAAUGCAUACAUCAGGCCAUCUCCUACUAGAGGAACUUUAGGAGGCGUGACAAGGACCACAAAUGAAGUUAUUCUGUUGUGUGAAGGAGCAGGAUAUGACAUAAUUCUUAUUGAAACCGUAGGUGUGGGUCAGUCGGAGUUUGCUGUUGCUGACAUGGUUGACAUGUUUGUUUUACUACUGCCACCAGCAGGAGGAGAUGAGUUGCAGGGUAUCAAAAGGGGUAUAAUCGAGAUGGCAGAUCUGGUAGCUGUAACUAAAUCUGAUGGAGACUUGAUUGUACCAGCUCGAAGGAUACAAGCGGAGUAUGUGAGUGCACUGAAAUUACUCCGCAAACGUUCACAAGUCUGGAAACCAAAGGUAAUUCGUAUUUCUGCCAGAAGUGGAGAGGGGAUCUCUGAAAUGUGGGAUAAAAUGAAAGAUUUCCAGAACCUAAUGCUUGCCAGUGGGGAACUGACUGCCAAACGACGGAAGCAACAGAAAGUUUGGAUGUGGAAUCUCAUUCAGGAAAGUGUGUUAGAGCAUUUCAGGACCCAUCCCACAGUCCGGGAACAGAUUCCACUUCUGGAACAAAAGGUUCUCACUGGGGCCCUGUCCCCAGGACUGGCAGCAGACUUCUUGUUAAAAGCUUUUAAAAGUGGAGAUUAUUAAAAUUCAUCCUGUAUAAUAAUUUUACAUAUCAUUUCAUAAAGUAUUUUAAUA
This is a messenger RNA of Mandrillus leucophaeus (drill), 2145 nucleotides long. It is a transcript of the gene MMAA, whose product is annotated as methylmalonic aciduria (cobalamin deficiency) cblA type. Gene Ontology annotation, molecular function: GTP binding; GTPase activity. The transcript is spliced from 7 exons. NCBI's taxonomy places the organism in Eukaryota, Metazoa, Chordata, Mammalia, Primates, Cercopithecidae. The record is from RefSeq and is a predicted model, not a curated record. Bases 829 to 2094 code for a protein of 421 amino acids. Gene Ontology annotation, cellular component: cytoplasm.